AUGAAAUCGGCUAAGCCGGUCAAUACACCGUUAGCCAAUCACUUCAAACUCAGUAAACGAAGUUCUCCUACGAGUCAAGAAGAAAAAGAAGCUAUGGCGAGUGUUCCAUACUCUUCGGAUAUCGCUCACGCGGUUGGAGUUGUUAGCAGUCAGAGCGCAUUGGAUUUGAGUAAGAACGUGAUGUACCACUCUCGAACGAAGCACAUUGAUGUCAGAUAUCAUUGGUUGCGACAAGUAGUGGAAGAACAACAGUUCAAUUUGGAAAAGAUUCGCACUGACGAAAACCCUGCUGACAUGAUGACGAAAGUUGUAACAGGAGGAAAGCUUCAGCUUUGUGCCGAGUUGAUCGGCAUGGAAUACAUGUGA
Striga hermonthica is the source of this 366-nucleotide messenger RNA. The record is from the annotation of a GenBank genome assembly. Lineage: Eukaryota; Viridiplantae; Streptophyta; Magnoliopsida; Lamiales; Orobanchaceae.